Messenger RNA from Cladocopium goreaui, 258 nucleotides. The record is from the annotation of a GenBank genome assembly. Lineage: Eukaryota; Dinophyceae; Suessiales; Symbiodiniaceae.
AUGGGAAAAAAGGCCGCAGGAGGAGGUGACAGAGAGGACCCCGACAAGAAACUACGAAUUGCCAUUGUGAAUUCUGACCGUUGCAAGCCCAAAAAGUGCAAACAGGAAUGUAAGACCCAUUGUCCUGUUGUGCGAACUGGAAAGCUUUGCGUGGAGGUCAGCAAAGACUCGAAGAUCAGUUGGAUCUCGGAGACGCUCUGCAUCGGUUGCGGUAUUUGCGUGAAGAAGUGCCCUUUCGAGGCGAGCUUUGUUUGUUAA